CCUUCCCUCUACGUGCGGGGAGCUGUCAUGCCACAGUUUGCCGCUCUACUCUUCUGCGCCCCACCGCUGCACAUUUUGUUACGUAACCUGCCACCUUCAUCAUAAAGACCCAUCACAGACCUAAACACACACUUCCAGAACACACACACGCAUCCAGAGCACCACGCCCAGAAUGUGAUAUGACUGCUGUGAACGCUCGCCGUAGAGGCCGCUGUAUGGAAUAUGUGGGUGAAUGAGGUCCUUUGUGGUGAUAUUACUGAUCAUACAGUGCUGGAGUCCAAAGCAAUUUCCUCCUCUCUCCCCAGCACCUCCGCCUCCGUAUUGGACGUAACAUCCUGAGACGGCGGAGAUUGGUGGCCAGGAUGCUGAAUUUUUCAUGAGGCAGGAAAGGUUAGCAGGAAGUGGCCGUGAUAUGGAGACGUCUCUCAGGAGCCCAGUAUUCCCUCUUCGCUCCAGUCCAGCUCCUCCGCUGCACAGGAGCUGGCAGCACCGUCACUGAGAAGGCCACGCCCCUGGACCAGUCCAUCAUGGGUCAGGAAACGGUUGUGAGUAAGAGAACAGGACGUUGAUAUCAACACAUCCAAGAAAUGCAUUUGUCCCUAUACUUCCAGUUUGCCUGUUAAACACUCGUAUUAUCUUUGAAUAUGUAAUGAAACAAUACUAGCUAAAAACAAACUGCAGGUUUAAUCUUUUCUCUGGAGUGGGACGAGCAAUGUGCGAACAAGUAAUUGUCAGUUCCACAAGGCGAGGCAGAAGAAGACGGCAACAAUGAUCACUUUCCAUGUGUGACGCAUACUUGUUCUGCACUAAUUCAUAUUUCAUUGCGCCGCUCUGAUGGCGCUUCGACGUGGAACUAGCGCAGACAAACAAGGACAGUCUCCCAGGAUGCACCGGGGUUCUUUGUCUCCUCGGUGGGAUUAAGAUGGUUGUUUUCUUACAGCUCCUUGGGUGUGGCGUCGCUGGCCAGGAGCAAGCUGCGAGGGCCUGACAGCAAGAUGGUGCCGGACCAACGCUACAGAAGUCUUGUGGGGUAUCGAGGGCUGACCGUUGACUGAGUGAGGCAGGCAAGUGGAAGCAUGGCUGCUGCUCCACGGUCCCUGAGACCGGCGUUGUCCGUGGUGCUGAAGCUGCUCCACAGAGGAGUUGCCUCCAGCACCGGAACGAACGACGUGGCACAAAAACAAAAAAAAUCAGCCACUGGUUUUCAGAUUCCUUGUCCCUGCCCAAUGAUGAUGUGAGAGUGGCCGAAUGGCACAGACAGUGAAGGGAGCAUGAUGGAGUAAACACGAAUACUUGUACGGUUCAUGACGAGCGAGGGUUGCACGGAGCUGUUGUUUUGUCUUAUCUGAGAGCUGAAGUGGAAUAAAACAUCCAGUUAAAAACGAAUGCUUGAAAUCUGCACACAUAUGAACACAUAAAUAUAGAGGUCUUCUUCUUCUUCUGCCUUUUCUCGGAUGAUGGUGACAUUAUGGCGAUGUGGCGACAAAGAGAAGCAGAGGACGCGGACUACUCUCCAGCCACAUUACUCCCGCCUGCUGCACUGUGCUUGUCUCGGCAAGGCGACGUUUGACUUUAAAUGCCAUAUUUCAGGAAAACAUUCUGUGAGUGACUGGCGCGAGGACGAAUGGGGUCUUGAUAUUUGCAAAGACGGCUGAGCUCGAGGAGGACCGCGCCGCAGCCAAUCGUAUUGGAGAGCUCCGGUGUGCACAAGCGGUGGCUGGAGCUUCUCUGGGUAUACUUCCGCGUCCAAUGCGUGUUCAUGUGUAGGUUGAAUGGAUGAAACGGAGAGAGCGGAGAGGUAUAGGCAUGCUGUGAUACGGCCCUAUAUAUUUGCCGGCAGGACUAUCUUCCUUUUAAAGACCACCUCCUCCUCGCGUCGGUUUCCACUCAGUGAUGUCGCGUAUUUGUGUGGCGCACCUGUAAAGAGCGAGACAGGCAGAAGCCGGCUUUUUUAAUGAUUUGAUUCCUUUUAUUUCUUCUGUUCUUUUUUCCUUUUUUUGUUUCACACAUUUGCCGAAGGGAACUCAUUUCUGUGUUUUUUUGAUUUAAUAAAUAUUUCAUUUCCUCAUUUUAUCUUGUUUGUGUUGGCUUUUAUGUUUCCAAGUUUUAACUAAGAGAGCGGAAUUCAUCCUUUUAACACGCUAUUGGCCAGGUGUUUCAUUCAGAGAUUGUUUUGCCAAAGGACGUCCAUAACUUUCAUUUAUAGAAACGACGGCAACUCCAACAUAACAUGGCUGUCAGACUGUGCGAUGUGGCUUCUCUGCUUAGAAGUGGUUCGUGGGCGCCUGAGCCUUGGACUGGGCAGGUUAUUGCUGCCAUGGAAACACAGCUGUCCAAUGGGCCAACUUGCAACAACACAAGCAACGGGCCUUCGACAAUCUCAAACAACUGCUCCUCACCUGUAGAGUCAGGGAGCAUAGAGGACAGUAAAACUAACUUGAUAGUCAACUAUCUGCCUCAGAAUAUGACCCAGGAGGAGUUGAAGAGUUUGUUUGGGAGCAUCGGAGAAAUUGAGUCCUGUAAACUUGUUCGAGACAAAAUAACAGGGCAGAGCCUAGGCUAUGGAUUUGUGAAUUACGUGGACCCAAAGGAUGCGGAAAAAGCCAUCAAUACCUUAAAUGGCUUGAGACUGCAGACUAAAACUAUCAAGGUUUCCUUUGCGCGUCCAAGCUCCGCCUCCAUCAGAGAUGCAAAUUUGUACGUCAGUGGCUUGCCAAAAACCAUGACUCAGAAAGAACUGGAGCAGCUCUUCUCUCAGUACGGACGCAUCAUUACCUCACGCAUUCUGGUGGACCAGGUGACCGGCGUUUCCAGAGGGGUUGGCUUCAUUCGUUUUGAUCGGCGAGUUGAGGCCGAGGAGGCCAUCAAGGGUCUUAACUGUCAGAAGCCGCCCGGUGCCACUGAACCCAUUACAGUCAAGUUUGCGAACAACCCGAGCCAGAAGACCAGCCAGGCACUUCUGUCCCAGCUGUAUCAGUCACCCAAUCGAAGGUACCCAGGACCCCUCGCACAGCAGGCACAACGCUUCAGGUUGGACAAUCUGCUGAACAUGGCCUAUGGAGUGAAAAGCCGGUUCUCGCCCAUGGCCAUCGACGGGGUGACCAGCCUGGCCGGCAUCAACAUCCCGGGGCAUGCAGGCACUGGCUGGUGCAUCUUUGUCUACAACCUGGCUCCAGAUGCAGAUGAGAGCAUCCUUUGGCAGAUGUUUGGGCCGUUUGGUGCCGUCACAAACGUCAAGGUUAUUCGCGACUUUAACACAAACAAGUGCAAAGGAUUUGGUUUUGUCACCAUGACAAACUACGACGAGGCGGCCGUGGCCAUCGCCAGCUUGAAUGGAUACCGCCUCGGGGACAGAGUGCUGCAAGUCUCGUUCAAAACCAACAAAACACACAAAGCCUAAUACCCACUGAGAUUGUUUCUAGAAAACUCGGCAGAAAAUGGAAACAGAAAAUGGAAGCGCAUUGACCGUAACUUUCUACAUUAGUAAAAACAGCUGUUACGAAGAAAAACAAAAUUUAGCGUCCAAUGUAAUUUUUAUUUUAUUUUUCAUUGCUACGCUUUGAAACAUACUUUAAACAGGAAAAAAAAAGUGCAGGUUGUAAUGCCUGUGAUGUUGGGUUCCCUUGCUGUCUUUACAGAGGGACCAACUCAAAUGUUACUCUUGGUUUUUUGUUAAGUUGCACAUCUGCUUUGAACAGUACGUCUUGUAUCGUAUGUGUAGUGAUCUUCUUUGUAUUUCUCUGUGUCCUGAUUUGCCUUCGGAGCAUUAUGCCUUCAGUGGUUAACAAGUACUUAUUUUGAACUAUUUGCAGUUUUGUUGAUUUUGUAGUUAUUCCGUUCAUUGUAAUAUGAGUUGGUUAUUGGUUGGCUGCAUAAUGUUGCUUAUUGUAAACUUAAUGGAUAAAAGACAAAAAAAAUAAUUCUUAAAGCAGUACCUUGCCAAAGAGCUAAGAACCUCUUUGAUGUGGGUUUAAAAAGCAUCUAUUUUUAUAAAAAGAAAUUUGGAGAAACUUUUUACUGGACCUGGAACAAAAUAUUUUGACUUGGAUACUUUGAAAAAUAUCUUCAUAUGACACCUUGUGAGCUUUUGAACUUUACAGGAAAGUUUGCAGUGGUUGAAAUUUCUGGGGAGAUUUAUGAUGUAAAAGAUACCUUUUGAGAUCUUUGUAUUAUCUUUAGAUUAUAGAAUCAAUGGCAGUGCUGGUUUCAUUUGUAAAAUCAUCUGUGGGUCCCCUGUCAUCCUGGUUGUUAUAUAACUAGCAACUCGCUUUCCGAUUUAAUUGGAAACUGACAAAAAUACAAAGGUUUAUUCGCAAAAAGUGCAUGCAAAAUUAUAACAUGGAGAUAUCUUAAAAGGUAAAUAGAGGAUAAAAAUCAGUUCUUCCGAAAGGAUUCCCUUCAGAGGGAGCUCAUGGUGUACCUACAAUAUAUCAUUAGACUGAUUUGUGUCUUAACAUCACCCAAUAAAGGUUUUUACAUACUUUGUAUAAAAGAUUGAGGACAAGCCAACGAUGGCAGCAGCUUAAGAAAAACUAGUCUGAGAAGAGAACGGAUUACUCCUGAGCUUUGAGCUUUGUAAAUAAGUCCUUUUUAUGUUCAGUAUUUGGCAGACUUCUUUUGUUUGGACUUCAUCGGAAAGUGUGAUAUAUAUCGUUUUCUUUUUUGGAGUAUGUAAGGUAUUUUCAUUUUGGAUAUUAAUUUUUGAGUUUAAGUUUUCCCUUCAGUUGAAAUACUUGCUUUGUUGUCCCAUGGACGAGCAUUACAGUGCAUCAAAUUUGUUGGUUGUUUGGUCUGUAGAUAGUCUUGCUUCGUUUAAAAAGAAAAAGAAAAAAAAGCUAUUAAACUAUAGACAUGUUUUUGUUUUUUAUAUAUAAACAUUAAAGAUAUAUAUUUAUGUGGUAAAGAAUGGAUAUAAACCACAGUUUUGAACUCUUUUUGUUUUUUUUCAUACUCAUAUAUAUAUAAACGUAAUGCAUAUAACCUGUCUUUAAAAUCGUACAAAGGUGUAUAUUGCUUAAUUCACUUUGGGGGAAGGUCAGUGAAGCAGUUCCUAACGAGAGCAACGCGUGUUGCAAGAGUUCACGAAGACCGUCACAGAGUCUGGACCACAGGAGGGAGAUGCACCGAGGCCCGUCCCUGCAUCCUGCUUGGUAUUAAACCCAUUACUAGUCAUGCUUCCCCUUCAAAGAGCAGUGUGCUAUGCAUUGUAGGAUAAUCUCUGCAACUGCUUUUUCUUGUUUAUCUAUUCCUUAUUUGUGUUACUUGUACAAGUUAAAUUUAAGUCUAGAUGAGUUGUGAUACUUGCUGCCGUGGGUUAGAAACGUUUUCAUGCCUGACCGGUCAUUGUUGACGCUACCUUUUGCUUUUUGUAACUUCUUCGCGAUGAUCUGGUCUUGACAAAUUGUGCUGAUGGUCCGGCAUGAAAAAUUGUUCCCUCCCACUCAUCUUAUCUCAAUUCUUAAUAUAAGAAUGUUUAUUUAUUUGAAGUUGUAUGGUCUGACUUGGUUAACAGCGUUUUUUGGAAUAGAAUAUCUUUUGUUGAGUAUUUAAAAGGAUGUACAUGUUCUUUACUUUGUGUUUGGAUACUUUUGGAUUUUUUCCAUGUUCAGUACAUCAAUAAAUAAGUUGAAGGGCAA
Pseudoliparis swirei is the source of this 5636-nucleotide messenger RNA. RefSeq names its product ELAV like neuron-specific RNA binding protein 2 (gene elavl2). Gene Ontology annotation, cellular component: ribonucleoprotein complex. The transcript has 11 exons. The record is from RefSeq and is a predicted model, not a curated record. Gene Ontology annotation, molecular function: RNA binding. Lineage: Eukaryota; Metazoa; Chordata; Actinopteri; Perciformes; Liparidae. Bases 2231 to 3400 code for a protein of 389 amino acids.